Molecule: messenger RNA, 399 nt
Organism: Iphiclides podalirius (scarce swallowtail)
Lineage: Eukaryota; Metazoa; Arthropoda; Insecta; Lepidoptera; Papilionidae
Source: the annotation of a GenBank genome assembly
AUGACUAGUAGCGAUCAGCUUUUAGACGUAGAAGCACUUGGAUUCGGUUUAAAUACUGACCCUGGUCAACUCAAGGAACUGCAGUAUGCAGGCUUAGAGCGUCGCGCUUCGCUGAACGACAAUUAUUACAGCGCCUUCAUUGAUUGUGUGGAAACUAAGAUACUGACAUGUUUUAGAGAUAUUGGAGGUCCAGUGAUAUACGACAAUCAGCUUGCCCCGCGCAAUGAGCACCUGAAUCCCAAUUGUCGCAGAGGGGUCUCAAAAGCCUAUCUCCUGCGCAACCAUCGUCCACCUCCCCCAACCUUCAGAGGUCUUAAUCAAUUCGCCAGCCCCAAAGGUCAAUGCGUGAGCGAAGCUCCUGCUAGUGCCACGCCUGACUCAUCCUCCUUACGUAGCAAG